Molecule: messenger RNA, 3813 nt
Organism: Halichondria panicea
Lineage: Eukaryota; Metazoa; Porifera; Demospongiae; Suberitida; Halichondriidae
Product: LLGL scribble cell polarity complex component 2-like
Exons: 21
Coding region: 116-3571 (1151 amino acids)
Biological process (GO): regulation of Notch signaling pathway; regulation of establishment or maintenance of cell polarity; cortical actin cytoskeleton organization
Cellular component (GO): plasma membrane; cortical actin cytoskeleton; cytoplasm
Molecular function (GO): syntaxin binding; myosin II binding; GTPase activator activity
Source: RefSeq, a predicted model, not a curated record
CCCACAGACACCUGCCCACAUGCAGUUGAGAGAGAGCUACUGCAAACAAGGGUGUGUUGGAUCUGAGAUCGAUCGCUCAUUAGCUCUACAUACCGUCUGACUGAAGGCUACCAAAAUGCCCAAGAGCAAGAGGCGAGGACAAGCAAAGCUAGAAGAGCUGUCACAGGAGCACUUCACCUACAGAAAGUCUGGCUACCUUGGGUUUCCAAACUCCCCAACGGCCUUCAGUUACGAGCCCGAUUCUCAACUACUGGCCAUUGGAACCAAAUAUGGAGAACUUAGAAUCUAUGGUCGUCCAGGAGUAGAAUUCAAAUCGAAACUGCUUGAUAGAGUGGCUAUCACAGAGAUAUUCACAUUCAGUAGUUUGCACCUGUUCAUUACGGUCUCCGAGGACAACAGUGUGGUGCUGUGGGAGAUAGACGCUGACGGGCAGGGGGAGCUCCAGGUAUCCAAGGAGUUUAAACUGGACUCAGACGGGGGCAAGAAGAUCACUAAGUGCUGCCUCUCCCAACACAGCGGCCAUUUCUUCAUUGGCACAGAGGGUGGCAAUGUGUUCAUCCUCGAUGUCAAACACUUCCAACUCACUUCUGAUAUCAUCUACUGGAACCAAGCCACUGCACUGGUCCAGCCCACAUCAAAGAACAACCCGGGGAUGGUCAAGUGCCUGGAGCUGUCUCCGCUUGACCAGAACUUAAUUCUGAUUGGCUACGAGAAAGCUGUGAUUGUGCUGUGGGAUCUCGACCGCUGUAUGCCCAGUAAGAACUACCCUACCAGUAUACAGGAUGCUCAGCUGGUAAGGGAGCCAUUGGAGAGUCUCUGUUGGCAGAACGAUGGAGUCAAGUUCAUCACCUCCCACUCUGACUCGAGUCUAUACUACUGGAGCAUAACCAACAGCACAGCUCACGAGGGACCCACCAAGUACUAUGACCCCGGUGAUGGUAACUGCAACCCUGUGACCAAGGUCAGGUGGCUCAACACGGAUGCCAACCCACUCAUUAUCUGUGCAGGGGGCCUCCCCACAGAGCAGGACGAUGAACAUCACACCGUUACCGUGGUGCACGGGGCGGAUCAUGUGGCACUCGACUUCUCGUCACCUGUUGUUGACUUUAUUCCCAUCGUGGAUCCAACCACUCAGCGAGGCAGGUCUCUCCUGGUGCUGUGUGAACAGGAGCUUCUGGCCUUUGACCUGGAGGCACCAAAGUGUCCUCAGAUUCGUAAGCCGUAUCUCUUCAGUCUCCAUGCCUCCCCGGUCACAUGUAUUCGUCUCUAUGACAACUGCUCUAAGGAGAUAUUCGAGGCUCUCCACGAGGUCUCUAUUACUAGCCCCCCUCCACACGAGCACUUCAGCACGAUGGAGUGGCCGGCCAUGGGAGGGUGUGUGCGAGACUCUGAGCCAGAGACAUUUGAUAUCGCCAUCACCGGCCACGAGAAUGGGUCUGUCAAGUUUUGGGACGUCACGUGCGGCUCAAUGAGGAUGGUCCACGAACUAAAGACGGCCAUUUUGUUCGUCGGGCAAGAACCGGAUACGGACGCCAUGAACGAAGAGUUCUCUGACUAUAAUUGGCCACCAUAUCGGAAGGUGUCCAGUUACGAUCCAUUUGAAGAUGACCAGCGGUUGGCCGUCAGGUUUGUCGAGUUUUCCGCCCACUCCAAGACCCUCUGUGUCGGUGGUAACGGUGGUCAGGUGAUCACCUUCUCACUCAACUCCCUGCCCUCCGAGAUACACCUGGAGUGUGUGAAGGCUGAGAUCUUCCUCGGUCCUGACUCCCCUCAAAGCAGACGCAGUGGAGGACUGAGGUCAACCAACGCUCUAGAGUGCAAAACAGACCCCAUACAAGUGCCAGCUGGUUUCCAGGCCAACUUCUGCCUCCAGUGUGUGCCUGCCUCGCAGAUUACAUCCAUUGCAUUCCGGCCCUCUUGGGGACUGGUGGCAGCUGGUGUGGGGAAGGGUUUUGCUGUGGCCAACUUCCUGGUCAAGAGGUUGGUGCUGGUCCACGCCACCGUGCAGCCAGACGGUCAAGGUGCAAGGUCAUUCAACAGAAUGCAGUCAUUCCGUCGCUCUGUUCGUCAGUCGUUUCGUCGCCGUACCGGUACCUCGGUUACCCUUGACGACCGCAAGAAAAUCGCGACCUCUCUAAAUUUGGAGGAUGGGAACAAGGUCAAAGGUCACAGGAAACGUGCCGCUACCGAACCAGCCUCUGAUCUCAGUCCAGCACAUGCAGGGGGACUACAGGUUCAACCUGACCAGGCUGGCUUCGUGACUCAUAUUUGUUUUGCGGAGACCCAUGUGACAGGGGGUGGUCCCCAGGCGAGUUUGUGGGUGUCGACAAAGGGAUCCUCGGUGAUCCGCUACUCCCUCACCAUUCCUGAGCCAGCAGAGAGACUCUCUCAGAUCAACAGGGCACUUGUCGCAGGCAAGGACUACUCCUUGCUGCAUGCUGCCCCUAUAGUGGGCGUGUUCCUGCUGGAUCAUGAGGGGAUUCCCCUCCCAGACCCAUACGAGGUGGAAGCGCGGUCGAUUCCCAUGCCGGACAUGCGCCACCCUCACUUUGCCGUCAUUGUCUCCCAGGAACAGAUCAAGAUUGUGGGUCUCCCCGGAAUGAGACAAAAGAAGAAAGAAAAGGUAACGGACCGUAUGAACGAGCGAAUCAGUCGAGCGUGGUUGUUGAGGGUGAAAGUGGCAGCUGCUCCGGUUGGUGUACAUCGAGACUGGAACCCCGCCCUAGCCGUCCUCACGUCUGCAGGGGACCUCUUUAUCUACUCUCUCCCAGACCUCACUCUGUGCUUCAGAGAGGAAGACUUCAUUCCCGCCUCUGACCAAAAGGCCCUCCAUUCUGCCACCAUGUCGUUAAGCGGUGAAGCACUCCACUUAAAGUCAUUCUCUGAGCUCGAGAGGUCUCUGCUCUGCUCCUAUGGAUUCUCAUUCCACACGGCCAUGCUGCCCAGUCUAUUCCAGUUCGAGGGCUCCACCAUACCAGUGCACUCUACCCGAAGGUCCAGCACUCGAGGCAGGGGACAGGUUGUCGUGGCAGAGGUGGCUCCCUCUGAUGAGCCAGCUGGAGAUGAGGAGGGGAGGUCGACCACACCCAAACAGGAAGGACCUGAAGAUGCACCAGUAGAGAAGCUGGCAGAAUCUCCAGUGAGUGCCCCGCCCCCAGUGAGUGCCGCGCCCACUGCUCAACCAUCCAAUGGGGUGGUAGUCGAUCUCGUUGAUAGUGGGGUCAAGUCAGAAAGGUCAAAGUCCAAAUCCAAGACCCCUGAGAGGGAGUCCACUAGAUCAGCGUCGAUUGGAGUGAACAGCAAGAGCUCUCGACAUAAGUCAGGUGGCUCCAGCUCUAACUCAGAUGACUCGAGCAGUGAUAGUGACAGUGACGAGAGCUCUGACGAUGACGACCUGCCCACCCCCAGGAAGGGGGAGGAGACUACAUUCGGGAACCAGCUAGCCCUACAUGUAGAGGACAUUGGAGGUGGCAAAGAGCUGGACAACAUCAUUGCUUCGUCACUACAGCAACUAGAGAGUGCUCGAGCUUUUUAUGAACAAAUGCAGGCUAGGGUUAAGAACACUGACUAAUACUAUUCGAUUUUGUUACUGAUACAUUGUAGCAUUAGCUGAACAUGUAUACUGUUACUUUUUUAUCCAUUUCUCCCCUAAAAGCCACUCAAAACAAUUAAAUUAAGUAGAUAAUUAUUUUAAUUACGCAUGCAUGCAUGUACAGUACUAUUUGUUUGUAUUGUCGUGCUUAUUAUAUUGUAUAAUAUUGUGUUGCAUUGUUUGUGAAGAUAUAAAUUAUAUUCUUCUUUAUUAAUGAUCAA